Plasmodium gonderi is the source of this 336-nucleotide messenger RNA. RefSeq lists its product as hypothetical. The record is from RefSeq and is a predicted model, not a curated record. The transcript is spliced from 2 exons. The coding region runs from base 1 to 336 and encodes 111 amino acids. NCBI's taxonomy places the organism in Eukaryota, Apicomplexa, Aconoidasida, Haemosporida, Plasmodiidae.
AUGGGAUUCCACAUCCAGGGUUACAUUGCCAUGAUGGGGAGAGGAAUAAACCCCAAAACGUGGAAAAAAAUGUGGUUAAAUCACAAGAAUAAACAAAUCAUAGAUGUAUAUAAUGGAGUCACUGAAUUCACGAAUAAUCAAAUAGCACAAGUAGCCAGAGUGUACCAAUAUAGAUAUUGGUGGUGGGCCAACCCGUUUGGUAUGGGACUUAUUUUUUACCUUGGAUACAAAGCAUGGUAUAUGGUAUACAUGAAUCAUAAACAGAGAAAGGUUGCUCAAGUUGUUGCAUCAGCAUAUGGCCAAGGUGGUCAGUGGCUUAACCCAGUUCCGAAAUGA